Messenger RNA from Neofelis nebulosa (Clouded leopard), 5328 nucleotides. RefSeq names its product calcium/calmodulin dependent serine protein kinase (gene CASK). NCBI's taxonomy places the organism in Eukaryota, Metazoa, Chordata, Mammalia, Carnivora, Felidae. The record is from RefSeq and is a predicted model, not a curated record. The transcript has 28 exons. Gene Ontology annotation, biological process: regulation of neurotransmitter secretion; protein phosphorylation. Gene Ontology annotation, molecular function: protein kinase activity; ATP binding; signaling receptor binding. Gene Ontology annotation, cellular component: basolateral plasma membrane; cell-cell junction; plasma membrane. Bases 669 to 3494 code for a protein of 941 amino acids.
GGCGGGUGCGCGGGGCUCGCGAGCUGGUCGGCGGCUGGGGCGGAGGAGGAGGAGCUGAAGGCGGUGGCCGGGGCUCCCGCCCGCACAGACAGCCAGUCCCGCGAAGCCCCCUCCCACUCUCAGGCGGGCGGCGGCGGGAGGAGGAGAAGGAGGAGGGAGCGUCUCUGCCGCCGCCUCCUGGUCCCCAGCGCCGAUCUGCCGCCGCCACCUCCCUCCGCGGCGAUCCUCCCUCCAUGGUCCUGCCGCGGCCCCCCCUGUAGCCCGAGCUGCCCCGCGCCUCGCCGGAGCCAGCCUCGGCAGAGGGAGCGGUCGCGGCCUCGCGGCCCGCGCGGGCUGACGGGCGGAGAGCGCGGCGCCGCGCGGUCCCCGAAGAUCCACACGCCGGGCAGCGCGGCCCGAGCAGCGCGAGGAGCAGCGGGCGGGCGGGCGGCGCCGGGCCCGGGCCGCCCUCGCUCCCGCGCCCCGGCCCCGCCGCCCGCGCCGGGGCGGUCGCCCGCAGAGGAAGGCGCCGCAGUCUCCGGGCCUCGCAGCCCCACUCGAGCGUCCUCAGCACCGAGGGCUCGCGGGUCCUGAGGGGAGGAGAGCCAGGGGCCGGGCACUGAGCUCUUUGGCGCCCCCACCCCCGUUUUCGGAGCCCUCCACGCUGCGGCCGCUGUCCCCUCCGGACCAUGGCCGACGACGACGUGCUGUUCGAGGAUGUGUACGAGCUGUGCGAGGUGAUCGGCAAGGGUCCCUUCAGUGUUGUACGACGAUGUAUCAACAGAGAAACUGGGCAGCAAUUUGCUGUAAAAAUUGUUGAUGUAGCCAAGUUCACAUCAAGUCCAGGGUUAAGUACAGAAGGUAAGAGAUGGAUUUCAAAUCUAAAGCGGGAAGCCAGUAUCUGUCAUAUGCUGAAACAUCCCCACAUUGUAGAGUUAUUGGAGACAUAUAGCUCAGAUGGAAUGCUUUACAUGGUUUUUGAAUUUAUGGAUGGCGCAGAUCUGUGUUUUGAAAUCGUAAAGCGAGCUGACGCUGGUUUUGUAUACAGUGAAGCUGUAGCCAGUCACUACAUGAGACAGAUACUGGAAGCUCUACGCUAUUGUCAUGAUAAUAACAUAAUUCACAGGGAUGUGAAGCCCCACUGUGUUCUCCUUGCCUCAAAGGAAAACUCGGCACCUGUUAAACUUGGGGGCUUUGGGGUAGCUAUUCAAUUAGGGGAGUCUGGACUUGUAGCUGGAGGACGCGUUGGAACACCUCAUUUUAUGGCCCCAGAAGUUGUCAAAAGAGAGCCUUAUGGAAAACCUGUAGAUGUCUGGGGUUGUGGCGUGAUCCUUUUUAUCCUGCUAAGUGGUUGCUUGCCUUUUUAUGGAACCAAGGAAAGAUUGUUUGAAGGCAUUAUUAAAGGAAAAUAUAAGAUGAAUCCAAGGCAGUGGAGCCAUAUCUCUGAAAGUGCCAAAGACCUAGUCCGUCGCAUGCUGAUGCUGGAUCCAGCUGAAAGGAUCACCGUUUAUGAAGCACUGAAUCACCCAUGGCUUAAGGAGCGGGAUCGUUAUGCCUACAAGAUUCAUCUUCCAGAAACAGUAGAGCAACUGAGGAAAUUCAAUGCAAGGAGGAAACUAAAGGGUGCAGUACUAGCAGCUGUGUCAAGUCACAAAUUCAACUCAUUCUAUGGUGACCCCCCCGAAGAGUUGCCAGAUUUCUCCGAAGACCCUACCUCCUCAGGACUUCUAGCAGCAGAAAGAGCAGUCUCACAGGUGCUGGACAGCUUGGAAGAAAUUCACGCACUUACAGACUGCAGUGAAAAGGACUUAGAUUUUCUACACAGUGUUUUCCAGGAUCAGCAUCUUCACACACUACUAGAUCUGUAUGACAAAAUCAACACAAAGUCUUCGCCACAAAUCAGGAAUCCUCCGAGCGAUGCAGUACAGAGAGCCAAAGAGGUAUUGGAAGAAAUUUCAUGUUACCCUGAGAAUAAUGACGCAAAGGAGCUAAAGCGUAUUUUAACACAACCUCAUUUCAUGGCCUUACUUCAGACUCACGACGUAGUGGCACAUGAAGUUUACAGCGAUGAGGCAUUGAGGGUCACACCUCCUCCCACCUCUCCCUAUUUAAAUGGUGAUUCUCCAGAAAGUGCGAACGGAGAUAUGGAUAUGGAGAAUGUGACCAGAGUCCGCCUGGUCCAGUUCCAAAAGAACACAGAUGAGCCCAUGGGAAUCACUUUAAAAAUGAAUGAGCUAAAUCAUUGUAUUGUUGCAAGAAUUAUGCACGGGGGCAUGAUUCACAGGCAAGGUACACUUCAUGUCGGUGAUGAAAUUCGAGAGAUUAAUGGCAUCAGUGUGGCUAAUCAAACAGUGGAACAGCUGCAAAAAAUGCUUCGGGAAAUGCGGGGGAGUAUCACCUUCAAGAUCGUGCCAAGUUACCGCACUCAGUCAUCGUCCUGUGAGAGAGAUUCCCCCUCCACUUCCAGACAGUCCCCAGCUAAUGGUCAUAGCAGCACUAACAAUUCUGUUUCGGACUUGCCAUCAACUACCCAACCAAAAGGACGACAGAUCUAUGUAAGAGCACAAUUUGAAUAUGAUCCAGCCAAGGAUGACCUCAUCCCCUGCAAAGAAGCUGGCAUUCGAUUCAGAGUUGGCGACAUUAUCCAGAUUAUUAGUAAGGAUGAUCACAACUGGUGGCAGGGUAAACUGGAAAACUCCAAAAAUGGAACCGCAGGUCUCAUUCCUUCUCCUGAACUUCAGGAAUGGCGAGUCGCUUGCAUCGCCAUGGAGAAAACCAAACAGGAGCAGCAGGCCAGCUGUACCUGGUUCGGCAAGAAAAAGAAGCAGUACAAAGAUAAAUACUUGGCAAAGCACAAUGCAGUGUUCGAUCAAUUAGAUCUCGUUACAUAUGAAGAAGUAGUAAAACUGCCGGCAUUCAAAAGGAAAACACUAGUCUUAUUAGGUGCGCACGGUGUUGGGAGAAGACACAUAAAAAACACUCUCAUCACAAAGCACCCAGACCGGUUUGCAUACCCUAUUCCACAUACAACCAGACCUCCAAAGAAAGAUGAAGAAAAUGGAAAGAAUUAUUACUUUGUAUCUCAUGACCAAAUGAUGCAAGACAUCUCUAAUAACGAGUACUUGGAGUAUGGCAGCCAUGAGGAUGCGAUGUAUGGGACAAAACUGGAGACUAUCCGGAAGAUCCAUGAGCAGGGCCUGAUUGCAAUACUGGACGUGGAGCCUCAGGCACUGAAGGUCCUGAGGACUGCGGAGUUUGCUCCUUUUGUUGUUUUUAUUGCCGCACCGACUAUCACUCCAGGUUUAAAUGAGCUGCCAAAAUGGUGCAGAAAAUUGCCCGAUGAAUCUCUUCAACGUCUGCAGAAGGAGUCCGAUAUCUUACAGAGAACAUACGCACACUACUUCGAUCUCACAAUUAUCAACAAUGAAAUUGAUGAGACAAUCAGACAUCUGGAGGAAGCCGUGGAGCUCGUGUGCACAGCCCCGCAGUGGGUCCCGGUCUCCUGGGUCUAUUAGGCCUCUCCCAAGAGACCUGCCGCGAACCCAGGAGCCACCUCAUACAUGGAAAAGCCUCUUUGUUAUCGGCCGUGUGUCAGCAGGUCAUGGUCCCUAAGACUACCUAGUUGUAGUGUGACCUCCAUUUAUAAUUAUUGUCAUGUCCGAAUAGAUAGGAGGAGAAAACAAUUACACACUCAUUUAAAGAGACAGUAUCUUUUUUAAUCAGUUCUCCUAAACUUUAAUAAAAUGUAUCUUUAAAUGUAUGUAUUAUUCAAUCCUUUGGAAUGUUAUAUUUUUGGAAAUCAUAGCUUUUUAUUUCCAAGGCCCCUAAAAACUGCACAAAAUAGAUGCUGCUUUCUAUAAUCUAUUUUAAUAAUAAACAAUGAUUCUGUUACCUUGACUGGGGGUGGAACACUACAUUCUUUUUAGAGUCUGAUUUUAUGAAUUGGAAUAUCUUUCUUUCCUUUAUUUAUUUGAAAUAAUCAGUCUUAGUGAUUACAAAACAGUCAUAAAUUUCUAAAGGCCUUUUUUCUUUUUUUUUUUUUUUUAGAAUAGCUUUUUUUUUUUUAAGUCCUUUAUGUAACAUCCAGAUAAUGUGAUACUGUCUCUUUGAAGCACCCUGUAAACCUUUUAGAGAUUUGAAGUUGGGUCUUGACUCUUAAUGCAUGUGGACAGUCGCGAGCGUUUAUGCUGUCGGUGUGUCUGUGUUGGACAAAACUAUCUGUAAUCUACAGCAAAGUACAUUCCGUUCACGGGGCACACCCAGGGGAGUAAGAAUAAAAUGCUAUUAUGACUAAGUUGUAAACCUAUGCACAUCCCUUGCAUUUCGGGCAACUUUAUAAAAAAAAAACUGAUUUUUAUUAAUAAUCAUGUAGUGAAAUGUGUUUGUAAUUUUGUCUCAAUUUAAUUUGUUGUAAGGUGGGAGGGGGAAUUGCUGGUUUCACCAUUUCAGAUCUGUGUUGUCUGAGAGUAUUAACAUUUUAAUUAAGCAGAGAAAUGAGGAUUUUUAAUAUGUAUGUAAUUGUUUUAAAGCACCCAUUUUAAGAAAAUAUACUGUGCAAUGAAGAAACCAGUUUAGGCAUUUGCUAUAAACUGAAUUAUUCCAAAAGAAUAAUCUAUAACAGCCCUGUAAAUUCCUUUAAAAUGAUAACUAACAGGACAGUUUGACCAAUUUUUUUUUUUAAAUAUACUUCCUUUUAUGUGUUCAAUAAUUAAAUGCCUUUGGGUCCUUCAUUUCAUUACAGAUUUGUUGAGGUUUACAAGCUGAUGAUCUUUUAGAUUUUGUAAUUCAUUAGAUGCUCAUUGAACCACUGAAGGCCCAGGAGUGACUGUCAGUAGGCAGGACAACAAAAUACUCCGCCAGAGCACAGCUCGGACCACCUCUGGCUCCCAGAGCGCAGUGCGCCUGAGGGCCACCCACGUACCGGAGGCCGUCUGUGGUUUCUCCUUCCUCUUGCUAUAUCCCUUGGCACAGGAGAAUCAUCGUCCCUUGUUGCUUUAGAGACAUGAACCAUCUCAUCACCCUUCCAUGAGGUCACAUUCUUCCAGUACAGGAGACUCAGGCUGGGGUUUUCCAACUCUUGACCAGAGGUCAGCAGAAGAUUCUUCCUUAGAGGGUCAGGGUGUGAAGUGGUUCUGUUAACCUUCGAUCCUUGAGAAAAUACCAUCCUGUUUGCUUCUUGUCAGUUAGAUGGCCUCAUCGCUUUGUGCCUUGGCGGGAUGUGCAGGCUGUGUUGUGAGCUAAAAGGCUCCUCUUGAAGGACCACACAGAGGAGGCAUUUGUAUUCUCCUUGUAAGGUGUCACCCUCCCCUCCCAACAACUCUUAUUAAACAAUGAUUUUUUUCUUUUUUC